Messenger RNA from Histoplasma mississippiense, 699 nucleotides. RefSeq lists its product as hypothetical. The transcript has 3 exons. NCBI's taxonomy places the organism in Eukaryota, Fungi, Ascomycota, Eurotiomycetes, Onygenales, Ajellomycetaceae. Bases 1 to 699 code for a protein of 232 amino acids. The record is from RefSeq and is a predicted model, not a curated record. Gene Ontology annotation, molecular function: glyoxalase III activity.
AUGGCCCCAAAAGUGCUCUUCGUUCUCACAUCGCAGGACAAAAUCCCUGCCACUGGUAAUCCUACCGGUUGGUACUUACCCGAAUUAGCUCAUCCCUACGAGGUUCUCAAGGGAAAGGUUGAUCUCGUCAUUGCCUCUCCAAAAGGAGGACCAGCCCCUCUAGAUCCUGCAUCUGUCACGGCCUUCGCCAGCGAUGCUGUAUCUUCCACUUUUCUCAAGGAAAACGAGAGUAUCUGGCAUAACACUGUGAAGCUCUCCGAUAUCAAAUCCAACGAUUUCGAUGCCAUCUUCUAUGUUGGUGGUCACGGACCCCUAUUUGAUCUAUAUGAAGAUGCAGACUCCCUCCGCCUAAUUAAGGAAUUUGCGGAAGCGCGGAAAGUUGUAUCCGCCGUGUGCCAUGGCCCUGCCGUCUUUCUAAAGGCAACCGCUGGUGGGAAGCCUGUACUUGCGGAAGCACAGGCGACCGGAUUUUCGAACGAGGAGGAGGAUCAGGUCAAAAUGUCCCAAUACCUGCCAUAUGCACUUGAAACCGAGAUGAAUAAAAUAUCAAAUGGUGGAUACGUAAAGGCUGAUUUGCCUUGGGGGGAGAAAGUCGUCGUUGCCAAAGUUGCUGCGACUGGCGCUCCUUUGAUCACUGGACAGAACCCAGCUAGUGCCACCGCGGUGGGGACGGAGAUUCUGAAGAACCUGGGUUUAUGA